AUGCCUCAGAGUCUUGUAUUCGCGGACCAAGUGCCGACGUAUGUGUUCCAAAACGUGACUUUUCAAACGACCGUCAUGUUAGUGGAUGAUUACAAGGCAAAAGUCAUGGGUGUCCACAAGCCACUGCGAGUGUCUUUACGCUACCAUGACACAUACGACUUGGUAGACGAUCAAGAAGCUGUUCUUCAAGUGGCCUCUAAAGCACAUAUCAAUCCCAAUACGGGACUGGCAGUGCUGUCAAUGAAUUUGCACACACUUGUAGCUGCUUGUGAUACACGCAACUUUUGUCUCGAAGUUGGCAGUGCUGACUCAAAUAUUGAAUCUAUAUUUUCAUCGCCUGUGUGCGUUGUGAAAGAGAAGCUGCAAGUGGUGACACAACCGCCGGACGUCUGGUUUAAAGACGAAGGAGGGCGUGAGAAGUGCAUGACUGUGGCUUUGACUUUGAUGCCGGCACCUGGAGCAUUUCUUGAAGACCGUGUGGUGCCAUUGAAUGUACGGUUACUGUACGAGUCAGGGGAUAUAGUGCUGAACCAUAGCAUCUUGAGACUGUUUCCUGACAUGAGACCUAACAUGACCAAUGGUUGCGUGACGGUAUCGUUCCGGAUUGAUGAUGUAUCAAAGAAUCAUCAGGGACAGUCAUUUAUGCUGGAAAUCGGACCGGAGCAACAGGAUGGUAGCUCUAUGUUUCAAGAUAUUGCACCAACACGAACGUCAGCGAUUUCUAUUCGAUCCAAGCGCAACAAAAGAAAACUCAAUGCACAAACAGCAGCGGCAGCGGUGGCUGCAGCUUCUAGAGGUACGCGUGCUUCACCUCGAAGCGUUACGGGCACGCCUCAAGCGCCUUAUAUGGGUACGACCGGAGCUCAAAAUUCUUCACAGGAAAUGAAUGGAGGAGUUGUGACGACGGAGACGCAUCCACAACGUGCUCGCAAGUACAUGGCUACAAGUAGCGGCACGGGAUACGACAUGAUGCAGUUGCAAUCGCAACAACCAGUGGUAUCGAUGUCUUGGAGCAGUCAGUUGAUGCAGCCCAGUGCCAGCGUCGAGUCCCCAAUGCAGCAGCAGAUACCGCAGAAUCAGCAGGCUCCUGUCCAGACCCCAGGUAGCGGAGCUGGCAGUAGUCCUAGAGCAAUUGAAUGGGCGCUUGCUGGCUUCGAGAUCCAUCCCGAUGGCUCAAUUAACUCUGCACGGCCAAUCUAUCGCUGCCCGCGGUGCCAGCGGCUAAAUGGUGUGGACAUGCUAGCGGUGGGCCCCGCAGUUUCGCACAGCCCGCAGUGCGUGUUCUCUCCCAAUCGUAGCAACGACACCAUGAUGUACCGUUCUCAGAGAGAACGGGCGCUUAUAAACCAGCAGCAGCGUGGAUAUGCAGCUUACCCGCAGCUGCCUGAACAGGGUAUGGGUGUGAGUGCACCUCAUAAUUCCAUCACAAACAGCUACGGUAGCAGCGCUAUGGUCGAUUCCUCGUCGCUGAAUGUGGAGCGGAACACUGUCAAUAUUAUGUUAAAGUCGGAGGACGUAUCACCGAAAACACUGGACGAUUUUACAACGUCGUCAACUCAGCGACCUUCUAUGACGAUAUCUCCAUACAUGAACAAAGUGACGACCGAAGGGAGUAUGCCUGAAAACAGUGGGCAGAAACAGGAACUCACAUCGGGAAUCGGUAACUUGUUUGAGAGCAAUGCAUUCCACAACCAAAUGGAUAUGAUUAGCACGGAGAAGCUGUUUUUGAACAAGAAAAUUGCAAUAGAAGAUGACCCGGCCUUUGACUUACAACAACAGCAGGCUCAAAAUUAUCGGCAGGACAUGAGCUUAUAUUCCGGAGGCGUCAUUGGUACGUCGCUCUUUAACGAAAUGACCAGUAUGGGGAUCAAUCUCGACCCUUACGACAAGGGCGAGCCUCAGCUGCUAGGAGAGCUUGUUGGCCUCGGGCGAAGUGGUAUUACAGAGGCACCUAACGGUGAAGAUCAAGUCUUUUAUAUCCUGGCUCGAAUGUACACGGAUGCGCAGGAGCAGAAGCUUGGUUUGCCAGCUUUCGACCAGUUCCAACGCAUGCUUGGAUUCUACAGUGAAGCUCAAGACGACGUUCAGACGCAAGUACUGUUUCACCCAUGGCGAGGUGUUUGUUUGUCUGUAACAGAGCGCGAGAAGAUCACGUCUCAGUUUGUGAACGAGCUGGAAUGUGACUCGCAGGCAGUGCAUUCCUUACCCAAGUAUCAACACAAUCUCAUCAUGUUACGUGAGGAUGCACUCAUGUUCUAUUGGAGCCAAUCACUCGUAUGA
Peronospora farinosa is the source of this 2280-nucleotide messenger RNA. The record is from the annotation of a GenBank genome assembly. Lineage: Eukaryota; Oomycota; Peronosporomycetes; Peronosporales; Peronosporaceae.